GUUCUGCAAGAAUAUGGGUUUGCAUAUGAUGUCUUCCUCUAAAGAGAAUACAAAAUUUCCUGUUUGUUGCGAAGAAUCUUUCGUUUAAUGACGUAAAACGUCGAGUAGCAUGUGAACCUGUUUGAGGGUGUGGAUAUUGGCUUGGACAUAGUUCUCAUUCUCCCACCCACACACCCACAUCCCACCAUAUAUGUUUAAGUCUGACUAAUCUCAAACUCUUAUCGAUGGAUAUUGUCUUGAUGAUCUAUAUUGGACAUUAGCGCUAUAUCAUAUCGAUGAACAUAGAAUUGUGCUGUUGAUUAUCGAGGAAAUGCAUACUGUUGGCUGAAUAUUCGUAUUAUUCGGAUAUUGAAAGCAUUAUUCUACAAAAUCAAAAGCAUAGUCAAAAUUCACUCAUUAAUUCGUGUCAAGGUACUUAUCAUCUGCCUAUUGGUAUAUCUAGACAAUGCACACCAAAUAUACUAAAGGAAUUUACUUCAGGGCUCAAAAUAGUAUUGCUUUUUUACGCUAUGAAAAUAAUAGUAUGAGAACGAACCCAAGAAAAAAUGUGCUCCAUCAUUUUGAUCAUUUCCUUCGAAACUUGCCACUAUCCAGUCAGAUUACCAAUACAAAUGGUUUCAUGUUCGAUUAACCCUUUCGAGUCGAUGGGGCCCACCGGUGGGCCCCACUAUAUUUUAACAAGAAAUUCAAUAGAAAAAAACUUUCUUUUCUUUUAUUCUUAGGUGAAAGAUUAGGCGUAAUGUGUGCCUUCGCUAUUUUUAAAAUCAUUUAUUGAUAGCGUAAUGCUUCUCGUUAAAACAAUCAACACAAAAAAAAUUGUCACAAUCAGAACAGAAAGUUUUUAUUUUCUUUGUUGUUGCAUGACACUCUUCUCUUGAUUAUUCUAUCCUGUUUUUCUCGUAACAGCCAGCACAUAACAACACCUAACAAAGUCAAAGAUAGUGCUACGAAAAGAAUGCAAAAGAACAAGAUUGAAAUUUUUUUCUUUACCUUGUUCCUAUUGCGCAAUGCGUACAAGAGAAAAACAAACUUGAGUAACUAUUCGGCUCGACGCGAAAAAGCACCGCCUAUGUAAUGCUAUAAACAAGAAAAAGAAAAACGAACGGCUCUACAUACUGAAAAGUCCAACGAGUGCAUUUGUCGAGGGUGAAUACACACGAAAAUGAAUGUGUUAACGUUAUUUUCUAUGAAAAUCGAAUCGACUCGAAAGGGUUAAAAUAAAUGUCACAAAAUAUUUGUUAAAUAAUCAGUAUCAAGAUUUUUCAGGCAUAUUGAAACAAAAUAAAUAUCUCCGAAUCUCAAAAAUAUGACAGAGGGAUGUGUUAGCGCCAACAGAUGACACUAUGUUGACGCUAACUUAAUUGAACUUCGUUCAAUUGGCCUUUUCUUAUUUUUCUUUCAUUUGUUGGUGCCUUCUCUUUCAUUCGUUCUAUAACUAGAUUUUUCUUUUUCGUUCUGUCUUUCUCUCUCUUUCGGAUUUUCUCAGAAUUUGAUUCAGUUCAAUUGAACUUUUUCUUAUCUAGUAGAAGGUUGUAUUGUAUUAUCUACGAUAUCUCUUCCAUUAUUAUUAUCCUUGAUAUCAUCAUAAUAACCCCCCCCCCCUCCCCUUAUAUUAUUUUUCGUAUUCCAUUACUUCAUCAUCACCAACAUCAUUAUCACGUAGUCAAUUCCAAGAUAUGAUCUUUAUACUUUUGCGCCUCAAUAAUAACAAUUAAAAAUUGACUUAACAGAAUGUUUAUCUCUAUUGUGAUGGUGGAUUUCAUAAAUCUCACUAUCUUCACUACCGACAUAACGUGUUUUUAAUGUCACAAUCAUAACUUAAUCGAAUACACAACAGAAUUGAUAUUUGUUUUGUUCCUAUCCUUCUAGGAUGAAUAUAUCGAAAGAAGCUGCUGUUGACAAAAUCAAGGAGAGUAACAUUCAACCCAUUGAUGGCAAUACAGAUGCCAUCAAUGAAUGCAUGCGCUGCCAUUUGCACAAGUUGGCGAAGAUGGCUACAAUCAAGUCAAAGAAAAACAAUGCUAUAGUUGCUGCACACCCAACCAAAUUAGCAUUUGUAAUUUUCUUUGACAAUGGAAGUAAGAUAAAAAAAUUGCUUAGACUAAUCUAUCUAUUAUUUUAGUCAUCGAGCAGAAGAGACCAAAGACACAUCCGGCAUCUCCAGUUGUACAACCUCGCUCACCGGUGACUCCGACGUCGUUACCAUUGGUUUCAACUCCUCCAAUGAUUCCAACACCUUCACCAAUUUUACCACCUGUUCCACCAGUCUUACCUAGUCUACCUGCGAUACCAAGUUCACCUACUCCAUCUCUCUUAUCUCGACCAUCAACUUUACCAUCUCAAUCACCAGCUGCUCAAGUACCAAUUCCAGAUAAAUUAUCAAUUAUCCACUCACCUUUCUCACAAUCGUAUAUGCAACAAUAG
Rotaria sordida is the source of this 2424-nucleotide messenger RNA. Lineage: Eukaryota; Metazoa; Rotifera; Eurotatoria; Philodinida; Philodinidae. The record is from the annotation of a GenBank genome assembly.